This is a messenger RNA of Halichondria panicea, 855 nucleotides long. Its product is annotated as ras-related protein Rab-10-like. Gene Ontology annotation, molecular function: GTP binding; GTPase activity. Lineage: Eukaryota; Metazoa; Porifera; Demospongiae; Suberitida; Halichondriidae. The transcript is spliced from 5 exons. The coding region runs from base 114 to 737 and encodes 207 amino acids. The record is from RefSeq and is a predicted model, not a curated record.
AGCUGGGCUCGGUUUUAAUGAAUGAAUAUUGUAAGAAACACACCUAAAAAAAGCCAAAGCUACUAAGUGUACAAGCCUUGAAAGUACUAGAGCAAAGAGAGCCGGGUAUCACCAUGACAGCCGAGACAUUUGAUGCCCUCAUGAAGAUUGUCAUUAUUGGAGAUUCAGCUGUGGGGAAAACAUGUCUCAUACUGCGAUACACACAAGAUGUGUUCAGACCAAACUUUCUGAGCACAAUAGGCGUAGACUUUAAAACUAAAACCGUUGAACACGACAAAAGAAAAUUUAAACUCCAAAUUUGGGACACUGCUGGUCAGGAAAGGUACAAUACAAUUCGAAAAAACUUCUAUCGAGGAGCCAAAGGUGUAGUAGUGGUGUACGAUACAACGAGCCCAGACAGCUUUGCCAGCCUCACAAGAUGGAUGGAAGAUAUCUCUCAGAACAUUGGAGACGGCACUGAGAGACCGGCCAUUCUAAUCCUGGGCAACAAGAUAGACAAGGAAGACGAGAGGCGUGUGCCCAUGUUGUCAGGGAAACAAGCAGCGGAAGAGUUUGGGACAUCAUUCUCAGAAGUGAGCGCUCUGGCUGGAAUUGGAGUGGAUGAAGCGUUCGAUGAACUUGUGAAGAGUAUGGCGUUACUGAUAGACCAGGACACACACAGACAAGAAUAUGGCAGAACUCUUAGAGUAGGCUCAGACGUUUACGACGGCCACAGGCAAUCUAAAUGUUCAUGUUGAUACAUGCAUGUACAGUGUGUUUUUUAUUGUGAGUGCUUUAUCAAUUAAAUUUUUAAGCAGUUUUUCGAAAUAUUUUAUAUCAGAUCUGUGCUUCAAAGAUAAUUAUCGUAUAGUAGCA